Molecule: messenger RNA, 7403 nt
Organism: Hippopotamus amphibius kiboko
Lineage: Eukaryota; Metazoa; Chordata; Mammalia; Artiodactyla; Hippopotamidae
Gene: BCL6
Product: BCL6 transcription repressor
Exons: 10
Coding region: 4216-6336 (706 amino acids)
Biological process (GO): regulation of cytokine production; negative regulation of transcription by RNA polymerase II; regulation of immune system process
Molecular function (GO): protein binding
Source: RefSeq, a predicted model, not a curated record
UGUGUGUGUGUGGCGGGGGGGGGUCCUAUGGACAAGCAGAGUGUGAUCCACAACAGCUUCUCCGCAAAGUUUUCUUUCUCGGAGCUCAAAACUUAAGAUGGCAAAGGCGCGUCCGCGUGCGGGCGGCCCCUAGUGACCUCCGGCGCGCACCCCCGCGGGAGAAGCCGUUGUUGCCACCGCCCCGGUGCGCCGGAGCCGAGUUCUGCCUCUCCCACCGCGGGAGCUGUUGGAGGCCGCGUCGGAGAAACGCGCCUCUGUUCGGGUUGAAACCAAUCUGGGGACGUGUUUGAAGAGCGGUCAAGUUUGACUCAUCGCUUUCCAAGGACAGUUAGUGCCUUCCAUCUUCAUUAACGUGAAUAAAGACCUUGGCUGCCUUCUGUCCAGAUCCGACUUUUAAAGGCAUUGUUUGCUUGGGGAGAUCAUGCCUCUCCCCUCCCCCUCCAACCACUUUUUUUUUUUUUUUGCAAAGGCCGAGCCCGGUCUAGCCAGGAUGGCCAAAAUAUCUUUGCUCGUGGUCUGCUGGCAUUGACCGCCGCCCCUUUCUGGAAGGCUGUCGCGAGCUGGACGCCUGGGGAGCGUCCCUUCUGCAGCUCCUCUUCAGAUCUGGAUGAUAAAACACAUCCCUCUAUUUUAUUGCAUUUCCUAGAAGCUUGCAGGCUUGCAAGUCUGCUGUUGGCAGGAAGUGUGAUAGAAAUGAAAGUCAGGACAUAAUGUCCCUGAACACCUCCUCGGUCACCCAAAGCGACUGCCGAGGCUAUCGCGUUAUCAAAUUCACUUUCAUCUACUGUCUUCCUACCCCCUCCCCCCCCCACCCACUCCAACCAAGAGCGCGAGGAGUGUUUCUCCCCUAAAACAGAAACAACUCGGCGGUUUGACCUGCCACCUCCAGAUCACCAUGGCUAGACCUGAGCCGCUCAUUAGCUGAGAAGCAGCGGAGAAAGGGAGCACUCCGGCAGGAGCCCUGAUGCGGGUUCUACUGCGUCAGCUCCAGCCUUAUUAAAAUCCCUUAUUAAAAGUCCUUGCUCCCUAAAUAGUGCUUUGCACUUCCAGAUUCUCCUUUGGAUUUCUCAGCGAGUUAUUGGAGUUAUUAGAUUACCAAUAAUCCAGCACCCGAGCGGGAUAGAGAAGGGGGAAGGGCGGAAGGCAUUCUCCAAAUCCGGAGACUGUGUCUAAACUAGGUCAAUGGGAAGGAGGGGCGGGGCGACGCGGAGCUGUCGGUUUUAAGCCUUGAUGGAGGGCUCUCUCUAGUGUUAGGCAGCGGUAAAACAUCAUUCGGUUUGAGCUCCCGGAACCACGGGACUCCUAAUUUCCAAUAAAUGCAUUUACUUAAUUUUAGCUUCCUUUCCUAGAUUCUCACCCCAUCCCAUAUUAAAUUUCAGCCUUCGCUUUUACCUUUAUCCCACCGGGCGAAGGGAUGAGAAAGUGGGACUUGAUGAAGCCAAAGAGGCCCAGUCUUUCCUGACCCCGCCUCCACUUGCUGAUGUGAUGCGCGCCGCAGUGUGACGCUACCCGCCAGUUUUAGGACUGGAUUGCGGCCUUACAGGCUGCGUCUUUCGCGCCCCCGCUUCCCCCACUCCCCACCCUCGCCCCCCAAAAGUGCCUCUCGGAGCCGGAUACUGAGACCGGUUAGGCGAUGGCGCCCUGGGAUUAUAAUUCCGAGGAAGGCCACGCGAGGGCGAGGGGACCUUGGAGCGCGCCCAGGAACGCGCAAGGGUUGGCGCCAAGGCCCCUGCCGAAUCCCGACCUUUUCUCCUUGGUUUCGGAGAAAUCGGAUUCGGAAAUUCCGAAAUCGGGCCAGGUUCGGCCUGGUAGCUCCUAUUCUAAAGACCUGGGGCGGAAACCGAGCUGGGUUCCCCUUCUUGCCAACGUAGGCGGAAGGGGCUUUCGGUUUAGUUUUCCUCCAACUCGUGUGGGGCGUGCUGGUUGGAGACCCCCAGCCCUGGGGACUCCAUCUUUUCGACCUUGAGGCCUCGCCUAAUCACUCCCUUUAAAACAGGGAGCGCGCGGGGGGUGGGGGGGGGGGAGAAGCACAAUGAGAGAGAGAGAAGGAAAAAAAAAAGACACACCAGGCAAACAAACACCGGAAUUGGGCAACUUGAAGUCAUGAAAUAAGCCUGGGAUUGGAUCCGAAAUCCUGGGUUCUGGACCGGCUGUGCCUGACUUUCCCCAUUUAUAAAACAGUUGUGGGGGAAGGGUUGGACUAGGUGACCUGUAAGAGUCCUGGACCGCGAGCGGACGAGGUAUUUAGGGGAAAGUGUACCGUAUUCCCCGCGAGCCUCCCCGGGUGCCCCCCACCCUCCCCCCAAGCCGGGUGAAUCCCCGGCGGCCCGCGCGGCGCGGGCUGCGAUCCUGGCGGCCGUCGGGGCCGGCAGCUUCCUGGAAAGUUACUUCUCGUUGGAGCCGGAGAUAGGCAGAGAGUGUUCUGUGAAAUCCGCUGAGUUGAGAUCGACUAGGUUCCGGGAAUGAGAGGGCUGUGCCAUUCCCCUCACUGCCCCCUGCCUUGACGGCGUAACAGGGAAAAAAGAAAAAAAAAAAAAAAAAAAAAAAGAACAAGGCACACAUAAUGUUAGCUACCGAGGUGCACGAAAAGUUUUAUUUGAAUGGAACCAAAUUAAGGGCCGCCACCGGGGUACCGCGGCGCCUGCGGGGGCUUCGAGGUGGACGGGCCGCCGUGCAGGCAGCACGCCCGGGGGUGGGCGGUCCCUGGCAGACAGGUACGGUGAUGGGGGUGGUGGGUGAAUCGGCGGAUCUGCGCGGGCUUGCCCCGGCCGCAGGGCUCGAGUUUGUGCCCUGGUGUGUGAGCAAGAGACGGGGGAUGCUUCUGGAGGCGGGAGGGAAAGGAUGGGGUCUUUCGUACUGGCUGGCUUCGCUCUUCUCAUCUCUUGUCUGUCUCCCUCUCCUUUCUGCUGUCUUCUUUCUCUUUGCCUUUUUUUUUUUUUUCUUGAGGGGGAGUUCCCUCUUUUUUCUUUUUCAAACCCUUUAAAGGAUCUGUCUUCUCGAGGUGCUUCAUUGAAAAUACACAGGGAAAGCGCCUAAAAAGAGAAAGUGUGUGGGGGUGGGAAAGACCACGUUUAACUCUCACUUGGUGGUUAUUGCGGCUGGGGCUGGGCUGGGGUCGGGAGAGUCCAGGUCUGGGCCCUUGCAGAUGUCAGUUUCUCCUUGACAGCUCUGCGCUCUUGGUUGUUUCUGUAAAACGAGGAAUCUUGUGUUUGGCAUUGGUGGGAUGGCUGAAGCUAGUAGACAGGGUUUGUCCUGGGCUUUGCUUGGACUUAGUUCUGAGAUCUUGGGCAAGACUUAUCCCCUGGAGCCUCAGUGUCCUCCCAGUAAAUGGGGGCUGUUGUAAGGAUCAGAGACAAUAAUGGAUGGAAAAGAGCUGAGUGGUCUGUGAAAAACAAACCAAAUGCUAGUGGUGCUCCCACACCUGCAAGCAUCUAGGGGGUGGCAGCGUUGCCCACAUCCACCAUAACCCACAUACUUACUAGUUUCGGGGGCUCCUAAGACAAAGCUAGCUUAGAAAGGAGUGGACCAAAUAAGGACAGGGGCCUUAGUGUCUGUCUGUGCAUUGUUUUUGGUCAAUCCAGGACUAGAGGUUUACAGUGAAAAGUGCCAGAGUCUAGGGCCUGGCUGAUGGUGGACCCAGGGGGAUUGUUUUGUUUGUUUGUUUCAUUCCGCAUCUGGAGUGAGUCAUUGCCACUUGUCAAGGUGAAGUGGCAAAUCUGGGCUUCCUGUGGUUCCAAAAGUCUGUGACUGGAAAUCCACAAGCGAGAUGGUGGUUGAAGCUGAUUCAAGGGCAGCCUCAGGUAUUCCAGAAGUGUUGAGGGAUCCCUUCCAUGGGGGAGGAGGAGAAGGUUUAUAAAUAAACCUCACAUGUGUCUUCAGCAUUUGUUUUCUAAGGAGACUAUCAUCGCACUUUGGUUAGGACCCAUUCAGUAUAUCUCUGUUUGCCCAUCUUGAGUUAGGAUGGGGAGAGGAGGAAAUAGGUUCUUUGGUCUUUUUCUAUCCUCUCCCUUCCCCCAUUUCCUUCCCCCACCCCCACUCACUCACAUGCACACAUUAACCUUGAAGCCGAUGAGAUUGAGUGACUGGCACUUGGGAACCACAGAGAAAUGUCAGAGUGUUUGGUUACAGACUCAAGGAAACCUCUCAUUUUAGAGUGCUCAUUUGGUUUUAAGCAAAAUUUUGGACUGUGACUCAAGACAUUGGGUGAAGAAAAAAAUGGCCUCGCCGGCUGAUAGCUGUAUCCAGUUCACCCGCCACGCGAGUGAUGUUCUUCUCAACCUUAAUCGCCUCCGGAGCCGUGACAUCUUGACUGAUGUUGUCAUAGUUGUGAGCCGGGAGCAAUUUAGAGCCCAUAAGACGGUCCUCAUGGCCUGCAGUGGGCUGUUCUACAGCAUCUUCACAGACCAGUUGAAAUGUAACCUCAGUGUGAUCAAUCUGGAUCCUGAGAUCAACCCAGAGGGGUUCUGCAUCCUCUUGGACUUCAUGUACACAUCUCGGCUCAACCUGCGGGAGGGCAACAUCAUGGCCGUGAUGGCCACAGCUAUGUACCUGCAGAUGGAGCAUGUUGUGGACACUUGCCGGAAGUUCAUCAAGGCCAGUGAAGCAGAGAUGGUUCCUGCCAUUAAGCCUCCCCGUGAAGACUUCCUGAACAGCCGGAUGCUGAUGCCCCAAGACAUCAUGGCCUAUCGGGGCCGCGAGGUGGUGGAGAACAGCCUGCCCCUGAGGAACGCCCCUGGCUGUGAGAGCAGGGCCUUCGCCCCCAGCCUGUACAACGGCCUGUCCACACCGCCAGCCUCGUACCCCAUGUACGGCCACCUUCCGGUCAGCAGCUUCCUCUUCUCCGACGAGGAGCUGCGGGAUGCCCGGAUGCCUGUGGCCAACCCCUUCCCCAAGGAGCGGACCCUCCCCUGCGACAGCGCCAGGCCAGUCCCCAGCGAGUACAGUCGGCCGGCCAUGGAGAUUUCCCCCAGCGUGUGCCACAGCAGCAUCUACUCGCCCAAGGAGGCAGCCCCGGAGGAAGCGCGGAGUGACGUGCACUACAGUGUGGCCGAGGGCCCCAAGCCUGCUGCCCCCUCGGCCCGGGGCGGCCCGUACUUCCCCUGUGACAAGGCCAGCAAGGAGGAAGAGAGGCCCUCCUCGGAGGACGAGAUUGCCCUGCACUUUGAGCCCCCCAGUGCGCCCCUGAACCGGAAGGGUCUGGUUAGCCCGCAGAGCCCGCAGAAGUCUGACUGCCAGCCCAAUUCGCCCACGGAGUCCUGCAGCAGCAAGAACGCCUGCAUCCUUCAGACCUCUGGGUCCCCUCCGGCCAAGAGCCCCACCGACCCCAAAGCCUGCAACUGGAAGAAGUACAAGUUCAUCGUGCUCAACAGCCUCAACCAGAACGCCAAACCAGAGGGGCCCGAGCCGGCUGAGCUCGGCCGCCUUUCCCCUCGAGCCUAUACUGCCCCGCCGGCCUGCCAGCCGCCCAUGGAGCCCGAGACCCUUGACCUCCAGUCCCCAACGAAGCUCAGCACCAACGGGGAGGACUCCACCAUCCCACAGGCCAGCCGGCUCAAUAACAUUGUCAACAGGUCCCUCACCGGCUCCCCCCGCAGCAGCAGCGAGAGCCACUCGCCGCUCUACCUGCACCCCCCCAAGUGCACGUCCUGCGGCUCGCAGUCCCCGCAGCACGCGGAGAUGUGUCUCCACGCGGCCGGCCCCACGUUCCCCGAGGAGCUGGGGGAGACCCAGUCUGAGUACUCGGAUUCCAGCUGUGAGAAUGGGGCCUUCUUCUGCAAUGAGUGUGACUGCCGCUUUUCUGAGGAGGCCUCCCUCAAGAGGCACACGCUACAGACCCACAGUGACAAACCCUACAAGUGUGACCGCUGCCAGGCCUCCUUCCGCUACAAAGGCAACCUCGCCAGCCACAAGACCGUCCAUACGGGUGAGAAACCCUACCGUUGUAACAUCUGCGGGGCCCAGUUCAACCGGCCAGCCAACCUGAAAACCCACACCCGAAUUCACUCUGGAGAGAAGCCCUACAAAUGCGAAACAUGCGGAGCCAGAUUUGUCCAGGUGGCCCACCUCCGCGCCCAUGUGCUCAUCCACACCGGCGAGAAGCCCUAUCCCUGUGAAAUCUGUGGCACCCGUUUCCGGCACCUUCAGACGCUCAAGAGCCACCUGCGGAUCCACACGGGAGAGAAACCUUACCAUUGCGAGAAGUGUAACCUGCAUUUCCGUCACAAAAGCCAGCUGCGUCUUCACUUGCGCCAGAAGCACGGCGCCAUCACCAACACCAAGGUGCAGUACCGCGUGUCCGCCACUGACCUGCCCCCGGAGCUCCCCAAAGCCUGCUGAAGCAUGGAGUGUUGAUGCUUUCCAUUGGAGCCCCUUCUCAGAAUCUACCCAAAGGAUACUGUAACACUUUACAAUGUUCAUCCCAUGAUGUAGUGCCUCUUUCAUCCACUAGUGCGAAUCAUAGCUGGGGGGGAGGGGGUGGGGGGAGGGGCGGGGGGAGGGGAGUCAAGGCAGCUUCCCUUCCCCCACGGCCGUAAAACAUUAAGAAAAUAAUAAUGCUUCUUCUCCUAUGUGUAAGGCGAACCAUGUCAGCAAAAAGCAAAAUUUUCAUUUUAUAUAUCGAAGCUGGGGGAGUAUGCAAAAGUUCUGACUUGACUUAGUCUGCAAAAUGAGGAAUGUAUAUGUUUUGUGGGAUCAGAUGUUUCUUUUGUAUGUAAAUGUGCAUUCUUUUAAAAGAAGAGACUUCGGUAUGUUAUCAAAGAGAGGGCUUUAAUUUUUUUAACCAAAGGUGAAGGAAUAUAUGGCAGAGUUGUAAAUAUAUAAAUAUAUAUAUAUAUAAAAUAAAUAUAUAUAAACCUAAAAAAGAUAUAUUAAAAAUAUAAAACUGUGUUAAAGGCUCGAUUUUGUAUCUGCAGGCAGACACGGAUCUGAGAAUCUUUAUUGAGAAAGCACUUAAGAGAAUAUUUUAAGUAUUGCAUCUGUAUAAGUAAGAAAAUAUUUUGUCUAAAAUGCCUCAGUGUAUUUGUAUUUUUUUGCAAGUGAAGGUUUACAAUUUACAAAGUGUGUAUUAAAAAAAAAAAGAACAAAAAAAGCUGCGGAAGGAAAAAUGUGUAGUUUUGUUCUAGUUUUCGGUUUGUAUAUACCUGUACAACGUGUCCUACGGUGCCUUUUUUCAUGGAAGUUUUCAACGGGGGACGACUGCGCCAUCCCUUUUGGAAGUGUAGGCAGACACAGGGACUUGGAGUUGUCACUAACUAAGCUCUCUUUGGGAAUGUUUGUCUCAUCCCAUUCUGCGUCAUGCUUGUGUUAUAACUACUCCGGAGACAGGGUUUGGCUGUGUCUAAACUGCAUUACCGCGUUGUAAAAUAUAGCUGUACAAAUACAAGAAUAAAACGUUGAAAAGUCAA